Molecule: messenger RNA, 2007 nt
Organism: Arabidopsis thaliana (thale cress)
Lineage: Eukaryota; Viridiplantae; Streptophyta; Magnoliopsida; Brassicales; Brassicaceae
Gene: PAI1
Product: phosphoribosylanthranilate isomerase 1
Exons: 5
Coding region: 555-1232 (225 amino acids)
Biological process (GO): L-tryptophan biosynthetic process
Cellular component (GO): chloroplast
Molecular function (GO): phosphoribosylanthranilate isomerase activity
Source: RefSeq, marked reviewed
UGGGCCUGAAAUGAAGCUUGAGACGCAGCGCAUAACACAUGUCAAUUGGUUUCUUUGAUUUUCCCUAGUAUAAAAAGCGAUAAGAAAACUCUAGCUCACCUUCUCUUCUUCCUCUAAUUGCUUUUCUCCGUCACUGAGUACCUUGCCUCUCGAGCUCCCAAUCUUAAGUAGAGGAUUGAGCUUAAGGCAAGAUGGUAAGAAACUUAAAUAUUUAUUUUGAAUAUUUGAUCAAUUAUCUAUCUUUAUGAAUUAUUGAUCAAGAAACAAAAUUUAAAGAACAUCCGGGACUUGAAAAAGUAGUGGAAAUUUCACAAAACCGAAAAGCAAACGGUUAAUUCGGUUUUACAAAGACCAAACAGAAAAUUCAAUAAUUCGGUUUGGUUCGGUUUAAUUACACCGAACAAAAAAGUUGGUACAUUCGUUUUUAUUUUUCCGCCAUUCUUGUCGAUCUUCUUCAGUCGUAAAACCGCCGCGUCUCUGCUGACCCUCCUCUUCUCAUUUCAUCGACGGGAGAAAAUCCCAUACCAUCUGAGAUUUCCAACAGUGAAAUUAAGAUGUCAACAGGAAUAUCCACUGAUCUCCAUGUCCAUUUUGGAGCUCUAAAUUUCUCAAAAACCUACAAAUCUGGUUUAAGCAAUCGAACGGUGUCUUUUUCGAGAGUCGGGUAUGCUCAGAACAGGAAAUUGAGCUGCAGUGUUUCCAACACAGAGAAUGUAGCUCCUAAGGAUGAUGAAAGAGGAAAGGAUAGACCUUUGGUUAAGAUGUGUGGCAUCACAUCAGCCAGAGAUGCAGCUAUGGCAGUUGAGGCUGGUGCCGAUUUUAUUGGGAUGAUUAUUUGGCCACAUUCAAAACGAUCUAUUUCUCUUUCUGUCGCAAAGGAUAUCUCCAAAGUGGCCAGGGAAGGUGGGGCCAAACCUGUUGGUGUUUUUGUUGAAGAUGAUGAGAACACGAUACUGAGAGCAGCUGAUUCCUCUGACCUUGAGCUUGUGCAGCUUCAUGGUAAUGGUUCGCGUGCUGCUUUCUCGAGGUUAGUACGCAAGAGGAGAGUCAUAUAUGUCCUUAAUGCAAAUCAGGAUGGAAAGCUCUUGAAUGAAGUUCCUGAAGAGGAUUGUCAUCUUGCUGAUUGGAUUCUUGUGGAUAGUGCAACGGGUGGGAGGUACCAAGAACAACUUUUCAAUUUCUUUCGCAUUGUAAUGUACUCCUUAGAAGAAAAAUUUAAGCAAUCACUCUAGUACAUAAAACCAUUUGUCUUUCACGAGGUGAUUGAAAUAUCAAGAGUGUGAUAGGUUCAAUCAUAACAAUUUGCUGCAGUGGACACGGAUUUAACUGGGCUCAAUUCAAGUUGCCUUCCGUCAGAAGCAGAAAUGGGUGGCUCUUAGCUGGGGGAAUCAAUCCAACAAAUGUUUCAGAAGCUCUUUCUAUCCUUCAACCUGAUGGAAUUGAUGUUAGUAGCGGUAUUUGCGGUACAGACGGUAUCCAGAAGGAUAAGUCUAAGAUAAGCUCCUUUAUAACUGCAGUUCGCUCUGUACACUACUAAUGGCAAGCAAUAUAAACCACGGUAAUUUAUCUUGUAACUAUAGUUUUGAGCAUCAACCUGUUGUUUCCAAUCCAUGUCAUUAAGUUUUGAAUUGUAACUGGCUGAUAAUAAUAAUAAUGCCCUUUUUUUUCAUCAGUAGUAGAUUUAAAUUAAAAGCGUUGGGUUGUCACCGUAAUAAUGUCGUUGGGCUCUCAAGAACAAGAUCCUUGUAUGAAAUGUAUUCUACUGAUCAUAUAUUAUUUCAUUUGAUCGAGAGUUUUACCACAGGUUUCUACAAAUUAAUGCUUUUUUAAUCUCGAAAAGGCUUUACACCAAAACAAAAAGAACAUAAUGAAUGGGCCAAGAUGAAUUUAUGUAACUUGUCUGCCUGGUUCACUGCAGUAUGUCCUCAUGUUCUUUGUCCAUUGAGUUUUGGAUCUGCCUCAUAGUACACGACAUCUCCUGUAUCGCUUACGAAAUGGUCUUGUUUC